Capsicum annuum is the source of this 1015-nucleotide messenger RNA. RefSeq lists its product as uncharacterized. The record is from RefSeq and is a predicted model, not a curated record. The transcript is spliced from 2 exons. NCBI's taxonomy places the organism in Eukaryota, Viridiplantae, Streptophyta, Magnoliopsida, Solanales, Solanaceae. Bases 205 to 918 code for a protein of 237 amino acids.
AGAAAUGUGUCCAUAUUUUUCAAAUGUGUAGUCCUUCUUUGACCCUUUAACAAAUUAAACAGCUACUGUUUACCCAUUCGUCCUUAUCUUACACCAAUAUUCUAUAAAAAGGCACAUAAAUAAAACCCCAAAACAAUCUUUUUUCCAUCCUAAAUUUCUUUUCUUAGUUUUGGUGUUAAACUCACAAAAAAAGAAAAAAGAAAAAUGGGGAACAGUCUAGGAGGGAAAAAAACAACAAAAGUUAUGAAAAUCGAUGGACAAACGAUGAAAUUCAGAACCCCAAUUUAUGCGAACGAGGUUCUAAAAAAUUAUCCAUCGAUGGUAUUAUUAGAAUCGGAAGAAGUUAAGCAUUUCGGGAUUCGAGCAAAGCCAUUGGAGCCACAACAAGAGUUAAAGUCUAAAAGGCUUUAUUUCCUCGUGGAAUUACCUAAAUUCCCCGAGGAACAUAAAAAAAACACUAGGAGGGUUCGAUCCGCAAUCCAAAUGAGCGCGAAGGAUAGGCUCGAGACACUAAUGCUAGCGCGGAGAUCCACGUCUGACUUGUCAAUCAUGAAGCCUGCCAACAUUAUGACUGAGGAGUGCACGUCUUUUCAUAAUAAUAACAACAACAACAACUCAGCUUCAGACACAGUUCAUAGUGGUGGGCCGUUCCAGGCCCACCCUAUGAGGCUGAAGCUGAGACUAUCGAAAGCGGAGGUGGAAAAAUUGAUGAUGGAAAGCAAAGAUGAGAAUGAGGCUGCUGAGAAAAUUAUGAAACUUUGCAUGAAGAAUAAUAAUGAUGGAAAUGGUAGUUUGAUGGAAGAACAAAGUCAUAAUAAUGGUGGAGUAACAAAGAAAGGACUCAAAUCAAGAGAGAAACGUGUAGGAUUCUUGCCAAUAACAGAAGGGGAGAUUCAAAGAGCAGUGGCUGUUUCUUAACAAAAGAAUGGAAAUUAGAAACCUAGGGGCUUAUGAGUUCAAGUAAUAUAGACUAUUAUUGUAAAUAUUUUUUUUAAUAAUAUUCUACUUUUUGUCA